UGUUUCUGUCAUCAUUCACAUCAGUGAUUCAAAUGUGAACAGUGUGAAUGUUCACAUUCAAUGAUAAUGUACCACUCUGAAUGUUUACCACACUGCUCUGUAGGCAAUUAUGUUUUCACUACUGUGAAUGUUCACAUCUGAAGCAGUGAAUGUGACUGAUCACAUUGACUCAUAACAUAAUUCUGUGAAUGUUCACAACAGUGCCACAUCGCUCACGAUUCCCAGAUGUGAAUGUUCACAUUCAAUGAUAAUGUACUACUGGGAUGUUCACAACAAUGCCACUGUGAUUAAUGUUCACAUAGGUUGCCAUUACUCUGCAAAUGCUAAAUAACAAUAUGCGUUUCUUGUUUUAUUGAAGUACUGGUUGUGUGAGCACACAACCGCCCUCCAACCUCACAGACCCAAUGCUUUUCCUCGCUGUGUGAAGUGGGAUCUGACUGCUUUGCAGAAGAAGAUGAAAACCAUCUCCUUAGCAGAUUUGGGUUUUAAUGAGGUUAAUGCAGGUGAACUCUUUGCAAUCCCAACAGAAUUACAAAAGUUCAAGCGUAAAACAUUGAAGGUGGAGCCUGAAAUUUAUGAACCAGGCAGAAAAUCUCCCAACAUUUCUGACAUCAAGGGAGAACAACACAGUGGCAGCAACUCCCACUUUUCUGGGGAUGGGGUAGACCUGAAGGACAGUGAUGAGGACAUUCACAUUCCAUUUAGUAGCCAACAUUAUGACAGAGCUAUUGUAAUACCAGACACAAACCAACCUGAUAUCAUUGAUGUGCUUAUCCAAGAAAAUCGGAAGGCUUGGGGCGUCAUAAGGCAAUGGGAAGCAAAGUACAAACACCUUCAAUUUUCAUGGGAGUUGAGGGCAAGAGUCAUAGCUGAUCUUGAACAUAUAUUGUUUAACCAGUCCAGCCCGCCCAACGUGAAUAUCGAAAUGAAGAAGUCCAUGGAGCAGAAUGAUCAAGAAAUCAAACGCUUAACGCAGCUGGUCAUCGACUUAGAAUGCGAUAAAACAAUUCUUCAGGAUCUUUACGAUGACCAGUCAGUCCACAUUAUCACACAAGCUAUGUCAGAAAGGCAACCCCCUAGCCCAAUGCAACACAAUAUCAGCCCACCUUCUAGGGUCAAGCGUAUAAAGGAAAAAGAUCGCAAAGAACAUCGCCUGCCUGACUUCCAAUACCCAGACUUACCUGGCCAAAAGCAGCCCCAUCCAGUCGAAAUGGUUGAAGAUGUGGAGGAACACCCACCAGCGAAGCAGCCAAAAAAAUUAUCCUUUACCAAGAAGUUCAAAGUCUAGGCCAAGAUGUCCAAACAUGACAAACAAAAGGUCCAAGGUUUACAAAAAACUGGAGGCGAUGAGUAAGUGACUGUGCAAACAUCCAAUGUUAACAUUCACAUUCCGUAAUAGUCUAUAUUCCUCACUGUGUUCAGUUUUUUUGGGUUGUUGAGAUAUAUGCAAUGUGAAUAUUUACAUUGGUUUGUUAAUAAUGCACAGGCUGCUGGUGUGGAAAGGAGAUUCGAAAGCUAUACAUGUGUAUUUUGAUGACAUUGUCAACCUUAUCAAGGAGGAAUCAAUACACAGCAAUCUCAUAGAUGCAUAUGCUGAACUGUUGCAUGAACAACAAGAGGUGGUCAACCCAACUUCAGAUGAAGCCUCAUUGAUCUUCACGAGCAUGUGUUUGAAAGUGAUACGAGAGUACCAUCCUCGCAAAAGGAGUAAACACAUUGACGCACAUGUCAAAAACUACCAAGGAGAGAGAUACCUACUAUUCCCAUUGCAUCAUGAGUACCACUGGACGACAGUUGUGUAUGAUGCUAAAGAAAAUUUGUGGAAG
Messenger RNA from Camellia sinensis, 1826 nucleotides. RefSeq lists its product as uncharacterized. The record is from RefSeq and is a predicted model, not a curated record. Lineage: Eukaryota; Viridiplantae; Streptophyta; Magnoliopsida; Ericales; Theaceae.